UCGCAGUACCGAGAUGGCGACCGCGACUUGGCUACUGGGGCGGCGCGCGGCGAGUUGGAGGCUGCGGCCCCCGCUGCGGCCCCUCGCCGGCCUGGUUUCCCAGCGGGCCCACUCGCUGUUACCGGUGGACGAUGCAAUCAACGGCCUAAGCGGGGAGCAGAAGCAGCUUCGUCACACAAUGGCUAAGUUCCUUCAGGAGCACCUCGCCCCCUAUGCCCAGGAGAUUGAUCACAGCAACGAGUUUAAGAACUUGCGGGAGUUUUGGAAGCAGCUGGGGACUCUGGGAGUCUUGGGCAUCACAGCCCCUGUUCAGUAUGGAGGCUCCGGCCUGGGCUACCUGGAACAUGUGCUGGUGAUGGAGGAGAUAUCCCGAGCUUCUGCAUCAGUGGGACUCAGUUAUGGUGCCCACUCGAACCUCUGCAUCAACCAACUUGUGCGCAAUGGAAAUGAGGCCCAGAAGGAGAAAUACCUCCCCAAGCUCAUCAGCGGGGAAUACAUCGGAGCCCUGGCCAUGAGCGAGCCCAAUGCUGGCUCUGAUGUCGUCUCUAUGAAGCUGAAAGCAGAGAAGAAAGGAGAUCACUAUGUCCUGAAUGGCAACAAAUUCUGGAUCACCAAUGGCCCUGAUGCUGAUGUCCUUAUUGUCUAUGCCAAGACAGAUCUGGCUGCGGUGCCAGCUUCUCGGGGCAUCACAGCCUUCAUUGUGGAGAAGGGUAUGCCUGGCUUCAGCACUGCCAAGAAGCUGGAUAAGCUGGGGAUGAGGGGCUCUAAUACCUGUGAGCUGAUCUUUGAAGACUGCAAGGUCCCUGCCACCAACAUCCUAGGCCAUUUGAGUAAGGGCGUCUACGUUCUGAUGAGUGGGCUUGACUUGGAGCGGCUGGUGCUGGCUGGUGGACCCCUUGGGAUCAUGCAGGCCGUUCUGGACCACACCAUCCCAUAUUUGCACGUGAGGGAAGCCUUUGGCCAGAAGAUCGGCCACUUCCAAUUAAUGCAGGGGAAGAUGGCUGACAUGUACACCCGCCUUAUGGCCUGUCGGCAGUAUGUCUACAACGUCGCCAAGGCCUGUGAUGAGGGCCACUGUACCCCCAAGGACUGUGCGGGUGUGAUUCUUUACUCAGCCGAGUGUGCCACACAGGUAGCCCUGGACGGCAUUCAGUGUUUAGGUGGCAAUGGCUAUAUCAAUGACUUUCCCAUGGGCCGCUUCCUGCGAGAUGCCAAACUGUAUGAGAUUGGGGCCGGGACCAGUGAGGUGAGGCGGCUAGUCAUCGGCAGAGCCUUCAACGCCGACUUCCACUAACACCAAGACGAUCCCCCUGCCCCUUUGCCCAGCAUCUGGAGGCCCUUCUUUGGAAGGAGAAAGGUGGCAGCUCUCCUCCCCUGCCUGAGGCAGGUCCCGCUCUUCAGCUGUCCUCAGUUCUACCCUCUGGCCUCUGAUAACAUCGCGUUCUAAACGCUGCCAACCUCCACAGGCCUUGACAUUGGGCUUGCCUGCCCAGGAAAAGUGCCCAAGGCUUAGAACAACUCAGCAGGAAGCAUAUUGGCUUUUCUGGGUUUCACUGGGAGGGCUUUUGGUGACUCUUGACUUCCAAGCCUGUGGCCCCCACCUCCUGGGGUGAGUACCUGGGGCUGACCUUUCUUUUGGGUGACCCUCUGCGAGGGAGCCCUCUGUUCAAGUAUACCACAAGUAUUUCCCCUCUCCAUUUCUUUUCAAUUAGCAGCCUCUUUUCUUUCUGGGGGAAAAUAACCCAAAACCUAGUCUUCGUUUCUGCCAAUUUUCAGAAGCCUCAGUUCCCAGCCACUUGUGAGCAGGCACUCACUGUCUAACAGCCCUUCUACCCAUCCAGAGUUUCAUCUUUGAGACCUGGACACCCGCCAGGUUAGGGUGGAGCUCUGAAGAAAGGCAUCUCAGAACAUCUGCACCACCCAGUGUCUCCAGUGGGACAGAGGUCAGCCGCCUGUGAAGGACUGGCCAGCUACUGGCCUUCACAGCAGCGCUUCUGAGCCCUUCAGUCCUGCUCCACUACCCCAUCCCUCCAGUGCUGGUCAUGUGACCACACACAGCUGACUGGGCAGUAGGCCUGGGUUGUUGGCUUGACUCCAGCCAAGCUGCCUGUGUCCAUUUCUCUGGACGCCCUAUGGCUAAUUUUGUUAGAACUGCACAGCGGCUGCUGCCAUUUUGUAUUAAACAUAUUAUGAAGAAAACCCAUCUGCUUCUGAACUGGUGUAUUGGGGAGAAGUAAUCUACUUACUACUGCCUCCUGCCUGUGUCCUUAGAAAGUGGCUAGUAAUGGAGACAAGGAGUGGAAACAGUCCCCAGGACAGGCAUUCUCAGUGCCCCCUUCCCAUGUCUCCCAGGGACUUUUUUUUAUGCAUAUAGUAGUUGGCGUGUGGGCCAAAGGUACAGAGGGGAAGAGGUGAGAG
This is a messenger RNA of Condylura cristata (star-nosed mole), 2418 nucleotides long. It is a transcript of the gene IVD, whose product is annotated as isovaleryl-CoA dehydrogenase. Bases 14 to 1294 code for a protein of 426 amino acids. Gene Ontology annotation, biological process: L-leucine catabolic process. Gene Ontology annotation, molecular function: flavin adenine dinucleotide binding; 3-methylbutanoyl-CoA dehydrogenase activity. The record is from RefSeq and is a predicted model, not a curated record. NCBI's taxonomy places the organism in Eukaryota, Metazoa, Chordata, Mammalia, Eulipotyphla, Talpidae. Gene Ontology annotation, cellular component: mitochondrion. The transcript is spliced from 12 exons.